AUGUCGUCGUCGUCGUCGAAGCUGCUGGACCUCGCGCUGGACGAGCGCGACUACGUGGAGCUCCUGCGCAAGCUCCUCAGUGUGUCGGAAAAGGUCCAAAAUGCUCCGGGAUUAGGGCUCGUGCCGCAAGAAAACCUCGUGUCGGACUUUGUGAGUCAAGAGCUGAAGCCAUUUCUGGGGUCGGACCUCACGGUGGAUCGGCUCGAGUUCGUCGAAGGUCGAGGCAAUGUCAUUAUCAAGUACGCCCCGUCGUCGUGUGAGUCAGACAAGACACUGGCGCUCGUGGGCGCCCACAUGGACGUCGUCCCGGCCAAUCCGGAAGGCUGGCAACGGGACCCGUUCACUCUGACAGUUGAAGGAGACAAGCUCUAUGGACGUGGCACUACGGACUGUCUCGGUCACGUGGCAUUGUUGACAUUGCUAUUUCGUGAGCUGGCCAAGCACAAAGUACCAACGAAGACACAGGUCGUGUGUGUCCUCAUUGCGUCGGAAGAGAAUAGCGAGAUUGAAGGCGUGGGGGUCGAGAGAUUGAUGGAAACUGGAAAAAUCGACUUUAUCAAGAACGGGCCUGUGUUCUGGGUCGACUGCUCGGACAGCCAGCCGUGUAUUGGCACAGCAGGAGCUAUCACGUGGACGCUGAAGGCCACGGGCAAGCUUUUCCAUAGUGGGUUGCCGAAUUUGGGCAUCAAUGGACUCGAACUGGCAAUGGAUGCGAUGACGAAGAUCCAGGAAUACUUUUACGAGGAAUUUGGACCUUUGGAUAAGGAGGUGGAGUACAACUACUCGUGUCCGUCGACAAUGAAGCCAACACGCAUCGAGUCGUCGGUCAACGGGCUCAAUCAAAUUCCACCAUGGGCCAAGAUUGCCGGAGACGUGCGUCUGUCUCCUUUUUACGACAUGGAGGAGAUGAUUGCCAAGAUGACGGCGUUCGCUGAUAACCUCAAUGCCAACAUUGCGUCGCUGGAAGGCAAGCGCGGUCCAGUGUCGAAGUACACGCUUCCAACUGAACACAUGGCUGGCAAGCUGGAACUCGUGUUUGAUAAGAGCUACUAUGAAGGCAUCGCGUGCUCGUUGGACUCGAUUGGAUACAAGGCCCUACAUUCUGCGAUUGGUGACGUUCUCGGAGAGGUCGUGCCAUUUUCCAUUAGCGGAAGUCUGCCAUUGGUUCGCGACAUGCAACGUGGUGGCUUCGACUUGACGCUCGUGGGCUUUGGCAAGAGCUCAGUGUAUCACGGUGACAACGAGUACUGCCUGCUGAGUGACAUGAAGAAUGCGAUGAAGAUCCUCGCGCGCACUAUCGCCAACGUCGAUGCUGCUCAAGAUUAA
Peronospora matthiolae is the source of this 1326-nucleotide messenger RNA. NCBI's taxonomy places the organism in Eukaryota, Oomycota, Peronosporomycetes, Peronosporales, Peronosporaceae. The record is from the annotation of a GenBank genome assembly.